AUGCUUUCUACAACUUGCACUUAUAAGAGAGACUUGGGCUGUGAAAGUUUCAAUGAGGAAAAAUGCACUGUGUGUGCUGAUGGGUACAUGAAAGAUGUUGCCAACAACAGAUGUGUUGAAGGAGACGAGUAUUGUAUGGUCAAUGUUAAUGAUACUGAAAUGACUUGUGAUUCUUGCAAAAUUAUCACAAACAUCAACGACAAGUCAUGCAAGAACUGCGCCGAACAAAACAAGGGUUGUUUAGACGCCAAUCCCGAUUGUGGUACCUGCACCGGAUGUGCAGAUGGUUAUUAUUUGGAAUCAAACAAAUGUGUCAGAAUUCCAAAUUGUCUUAAGAGAGAUACAACCGACAACAAGAAGUGUGGGACAUGCAAUAAUGGGUAUUAUGUUGACGACAAUAAAAAUUGUGUACUUGGGACUCUUCCGCAUUGCAUUACUUACAUAGACAAGAACAGCUGCAAGACGUGUGAAACCCAUAUACUUUUUUGUGAAGCAGAUGCCACCAGCUGUGCAACAUGCGAAUAUAAAUAUUAUAAAGUCGAUGGCGAAUGUAAGAAGUGUGAAGUUGAAGGAUGCACCCAAUGUGUUGAAAAUGAAGUUUCUAAAUGUGAUGCUUGCAACAAUACAAAUGGUUAUAAACUGUCAGCUUCAACACAGAAAUGUUAUAAAUGCCUUGAUCAUUGCACUCAAUGUGAUGAGGCCGAUUCUGCGAGCAAGUGCACUGAUUGUGAUUAUGGGUAUGGACUCAACAACAACAAGUGUGAGAAAUGCGGGACUGGAUGUGCUUCAUGUAAUGAAAACAACUUGGAAGAAUGUAAAACAUGCAUUUUAAAACACAAAUUUAAUUCCACGGUUAAAAAGUGCUUCAAAUGUGGAGAGAACUGUGAAUCAUGUAAUUAUUUAGAUACAGAAACAUGUACUAAUUGUUAUCCUUCAUUUGCUUUGGAUGGUAAAGUUUGCAAAAAGUGUGACACCGGUUGCUCCUUGUGUGAUCCGAAUGAUUACAAAAAAUGCACACGAUGUGAUUUUGAUUAUGGUUCUGUAACUUCUGAUAAUAAUUGUGUCAAAUGUCAUCCAUCAUGUGAUAAAUGUUCCGAAGGCAAUUCUGAUACUAAAUGUACAAAAUGUUUAUAUGGAAAUUACAUUACUGUUGAGGGUAAAUGCUUGGCUUGCGAUGGUGAGUGUGAUUCAUUUAAUAACGAUACUGAUAACACACGAAAUUACUGCAAUCAAUGCAGUUCUGUAUGCAAAUAUACAAACAAAGGUGGUGAUGAUACGAAGUGCUACACAAUUGAUCAUUGUACAAAUUAUGACAAUGUAAGACCAGGCAAAUGCAUUGAUUGUGAGAGCGGUUAUUAUGUAGAUGGUCAAUACACAUGCCAAAAAUGUGAUGCUAAAUGUGAAGGUGGAUGUGUGAAGAGUGCGACUGAAUGCAUUACCUAUGAACCUAUUGCAUACUGCUUAAUCUAUAACAAAGACCACACUUGCAAGACGUGUAAUUAUGGAUAUAAAAAGGACGGAGACAAUUGCACGAAUGUUGAUAGUUGCCAAACUAGAAACGAUGCCGCGAAAUGCAUUGUCUGUGAAGAUUUGUUUACAAACAAUUAUUAUUUGGCUGAUGGAAAAGGACACUGUAAAGAUUAUGUCGAACCAACUGAAGAAAGUACUGCUGUUUCUUUUGCUAUUGUCGUGGCUAUUUUCGCUUUGGUGCUUGCUCUUUAA
Molecule: messenger RNA, 1722 nt
Organism: Entamoeba invadens IP1
Lineage: Eukaryota; Evosea; Mastigamoebida; Endamoebidae
Exons: 3
Coding region: 1-1722 (573 amino acids)
Source: RefSeq, a predicted model, not a curated record